AUGCUCCAACCAAACCUUUUCUGUCGAAGCCGUCUGGAUGACCAGCUAAGACAUGUCCAGUGCGAGAAACCCUUCCAGGGACACCCUACAGAUCUAACCCGCAUUCCAGUGUGUCCUCAAGCCCUGCCACCAGCGUCCACAAAGAAUCCCUUCUGCGGAUGUCCGAAGACCAUCGAUGAUUGUUGGGACUGCUACAUGCCAGCUGCCAUAGAAACCAGAGUUCUAAGACCGCCACAGAUGUGCAUUAAGCCGUGUUGUAACUACACCAUUCCAGCCAUGUCGUGUCAGGAGCCGUGCAAACCAAAACGAGAGUUGCCAUGUGAUCCUCUGUGUUUUGACUGGACUGUAGAUGAGCCAGGACCUAAUGACAGUUACGGGCUAAAUGGGCUAAACUGGCACGAUUGGAAAAUGGAAGAAGUUACCAAAAACGCCCUUCAUCACGUGGUUAAAGGUUUCAAGCCAAAACACCCAGGAUAUGCGCCUGCUCCACCGCCUCCCAACACUCCUGUAUACAUUGCUACUCAACCUCUCGAGUGCUAUGGUGCCCAGCCACCUUGUAAACGAGAACCAUUUGCCAUGGAUGUCAACUACUUCCGGGACUGGCGAUGUCCAGAAUUCAGACGUCAGCAGCCGUGGAAACCGCCUUUUGCUCAUUAA
Messenger RNA from Candidula unifasciata, 657 nucleotides. Lineage: Eukaryota; Metazoa; Mollusca; Gastropoda; Stylommatophora; Geomitridae. The record is from the annotation of a GenBank genome assembly.